Molecule: messenger RNA, 3323 nt
Organism: Syngnathoides biaculeatus (alligator pipefish)
Lineage: Eukaryota; Metazoa; Chordata; Actinopteri; Syngnathiformes; Syngnathidae
Gene: crbn
Product: cereblon
Exons: 11
Coding region: 93-1445 (450 amino acids)
Biological process (GO): protein ubiquitination
Cellular component (GO): Cul4A-RING E3 ubiquitin ligase complex
Source: RefSeq, a predicted model, not a curated record
CAUCUCGACGGGGGGGCGCUCGUGAGCCAGUAGGCUGCUGCGUGGCUAACCAUCCCACCAUAGAAGAAAAGCUGCAGUGUAAACACAAGGAUAUGGCCGACGACAGGGGUGGAGACGAAGGCAACAUAAACGAUAACAUGGGCAACCAGCUACAGCUCUUUCCAGGGAACGAGGAGGAGGAAGAAGAGGAGGAAGAUGACAUGGAGACUGAAGAUCGAGACAGCGAGGAGGCAACGAAACCAAGCAUUAUCACGUUCGACCCCAGUCUACCCACUUCACACGCUUACCUUGGCUCGGACAUGGAGGAGUUUCACGGCCGCACCGUCCACGACGAUGACAGUUGUCAGACCAUCCCCGUGCUGCCACACACUGCUGUGAUGCUGCUGCCCGGACAGACGCUCCCCCUGCAGCUCUUCAGGCCGCAGGAGGUCAGCAUGAUGAGGAGUGUAAUACAGAGGGAUCGAACCUUUGCUGUGCUCGCACACAGUGAUGGAGGCGAGCUAGAGGCAGAGUUUGGAACUACAGCAGAAAUCUACGCAUACCGGGAGGAGCAAGAGUACGGCAUUGAGACCGUCAAAGUGAAAGCUGUGGGCAGGCAGAGAUUCAAAGUCCAUGAAAUAAGAACUCAAGCAGAUGGGAUUCGACAAGCCAAAGUCCAGAUCCUUCCAGAACGAAUCCUUCCUGAUCCUGUAUCUGCUGUUCAGCUAACUCCCCUCUCCAGGCUCGUUGUGCAUCCUUCCUCUAAGCCCCCAACUCAGAGCUGCAAGCAAGCAGAAUGCUGGUGGAAUAGCUACCAACAGAGAAAGUUUUACUGUGCCAGUCUGACGCCUUGGCCGCCGUGGGUCUAUGCCCUCUACGACUCCGAGUCACUCAUGAACCGAGUGAAGAAGCAACUCCACGAGUGGGACGAGAAUUUGAAAGAUGACUCUCUUCCCACAAAUGCCAUAGAUUUCUCCUACAGAGUGGCCGCCUGUCUGCCCAUUGAUGACUCGCUCAGGCUCCAGCUGCUGAAGAUUGGCAGCGCCAUUCAGAGGCUUCGCUGUGAGCUGGACAUCAUGGAUCGGUGCACAUCGCUGUGCUGUAAGCAGUGCCAAGACACGGAAAUCACCACCAAAAAAGAGAUCUUCAGCUUGUCUCUGUACGGUCCCAUGGCUGCCUAUGUCAACCCACACGGUUACGUCCACGAGACUCUGACUGUCUACAAGGCUAACAACCUCAACCUGGUCGGCAGGCCGUCCACGCUCCAUAGCUGGUUUCCAGGGUACGCUUGGACAGUCGCCCAGUGCCGAACCUGCGGCUCUCACAUGGGUUGGAAGUUCACGGCCACCAAGAAGGACUUGUCUCCGCCUCGUUUCUGGGGUCUGUCUCGCUUGGCCAUACUCCCCCGCAUCCCCACCAGCGAGGGCGACGACGGGCAGGACGGCUCUCGCCUCUUCUGCCUGUGACGCCCGACCUGUUUCCCCUCGUCGCGUAAAAACUGAGUCUUCUGGUUGUGUUGAAUCCAAGUAAGAACUACAUCACGCGCUGUCACCCUUGGCAGUAAAUCUUUCAAAUUAGCGGAAAGUUCAUCCAACCUUUAUAUGGCACUUGAGUAGCAUACGCUAUCGGAGUUAGGUUAAUUGUUCUUUAAGCUUCUUUAUGUGUGUGUAGAUAUAUGCAUUCGUGAAGACUAAAGAGACGUGCUUCCAUUCGUACUCCUUUGAGCGACUCCAACUGUUUGAAGGCACACUGACUGCAACGCAAAAUGCGAGUGUCACGCUUCGGCACUCCAGCGCUCGUCCUCCACAUCGGCGGAGGGUUUUGAAGACGCUUGAGCACCCUGUCGGCUUCAGUUCAGCCACUUGAAUUUGUUGUACCGCGCAAACAGAAUCAGAAAUCUCAUUGAGAGAGUUUUUUUCUUUUUCUUUUUCGGCUUUAUAAACGCCCGUCAUUUUUGAUGUUUGAUUGAAUAUGCCCAAGCUGUCUUUAUGGGUAUGUUCAAAACUUGGAAGUAAAACAGUUGUAUUUUUGUAUGGAGAUAAGCUGGUGAUGACUAUAAUGGACUACUUUGCGUGAGGACCUUUUUUUGCGAAUGGAGGGUACUUUAUGCUCCAAUGGCAGUGACGACCCUUUUAAAGGUCACAACUAAUUUCGACUAAGUGGAAGAGGAGCAUUUAACCAUCAUUUCGAAUGUUCCAGCUGUUAAAUCGUUUUCUGAACAUCGAGCAAGAAAUGUACAGUACAUUAACAAAUGGCAAAAUGGUGUCAUUUCCAAGUCUGUGAUAUAAUCGGGUUCUUUUGAGGUUGUAAAGCUGCUGUUUUCGGCCACCAUAAAUGUGCUGCAAAAUGCUAGUUCUUGGUAAUAAAUGAUCUUAAUUCAAAUUGCACUGAAUGCAAUAUGUGAUAUUGUUUAGAAUGUGAAUAUUUUGUUGCCAAACAGACUGCUUUUGGAUCUUUGUUUGAAAAAAAAAAAAAAAAAAUUACCACAGAAUGUGUAAAAUUGCGUGUCCCAACCCCCUUUUUGUGAUUUGUAUUGUUGAACCUUUGUGAGGGUCUAACAAAAGUGAUUUCCCGUUGAGUGCCCUCAAUUCUGUCAGUAAUGAACCAAAUCAUCAUGUCACAUUGAGCAAUAAUUGAACUCCUUAUUCUUUGCCUUUUCAUUUAGUUUAUUUCCAGCUCUCCUCGCAGAUGAACUUGAUAUUGUGUGAUCUGUAGAAUAUCUGUGGCAUUAACCUCCCUGAAGCAAAUAGCCCAAACUGAAGCGUCUUUCAUAUUGCGAAAAGUCAUCACGUCGCACUGUGCCACGGUUAUCACUACAAAAUUGAGUAUGGCGUUCAGUGACUAUCAUCAGAAACAAAAUGUGUGAAGAGUGACCCACAGGUGUGUGAACAUCUCCAUUCCUAAAAUGGAAAGAAUCAAAUCUUGGGAAUAUUUUAGUUACUGCAUUUGCACCCUUUGUACAGUACGGGGCUCGUGCACGUUACGUCACCAUUCUCACGGCGCCAUAUUGCCAGUCAAAAAGAGCUGCUCGACAGUGUGGUGCACAUUGGACCGGAGGAGAAUAUUCACAAUGCCUGAGACUUGUUGUGCUGCUGGUUGUUACAACAGACAAGACAGAUAUUCAAAGAGGUCAUUCUAUGGAAUACCAGCUGAAAAGACAAGAAAAAAUGAUGGAUUUUGGCAACCAAACGUGAGGGAUAAUGCCCAACCAAAUACACAUGACUGUGUAGCUUCAUUUCACUUCAUUUCAGGUAGGAAUUAUUCUUCUCAAUCUCAAACUCCCAAGAAGUAUUUAUAAUCCCAAAUUGGCUCAUUUGAGAACAAUGUGUUUAAAAGUUUUUUUU